Messenger RNA from Wallemia ichthyophaga EXF-994, 99 nucleotides. RefSeq lists its product as uncharacterized. The record is from RefSeq and is a predicted model, not a curated record. The transcript has 2 exons. NCBI's taxonomy places the organism in Eukaryota, Fungi, Basidiomycota, Wallemiomycetes, Wallemiales, Wallemiaceae. The coding region runs from base 1 to 99 and encodes 32 amino acids.
AUGCUGAUGCUUAAACCACAUACCCUUCAAGUAAAGUCUGACGCGGAUGAAUUGAGGCUAGCUGAUCAGAGAUACGAAUUCAGAUUCGAAGAGAAAUAA